CUAUGCCGAAUAGAGAAUAGUCAGCAGGCAUCUUGGCAACGCUCAUUGAAGCCAAACUGCAAGCAAGCCCUAUAUUAGGAUUCAGGCAAAUUGAACAACUUGCACCCGAAGUUCACUCACGUUUCGAGUCGUCCACGAAUUAAAAAUUCCUCAGAUUCAACUAACAACGACACUCCAAUUGUCUUCAACCAUUAUGGCACAAAGACCCUACAGAGCCAGAAACCGACCACCCAGACGAGGAAAUUAUAUCCCAAACCGCAGCCCCAGCCAUCCCCCACUCUCAAACCCUCUUUCCAAUCCCCCCUCAAAUCGUUAUCCCCAAUCCCAAUCCAUUCCCUCCUUCGCCUUCCUCACUCCCGGAACACCCGUCUCCAUGAUCCUGAAACCCGACCAGCCUACCGGCUACCAAGUCCGCGGCAUCGUCGCAGAUAUUUUAACAAGAGGUGACCACCCCAGAGGCGUGAAAGUAAGGUUACGAGAUGGACGCGUGGGACGAGUGCAGGGUGUUGUUUCUGAAGCGGAGGGGUUGAUUGGAGAGAGUUUGGUUGGAGGAGAGAAUGCUGGGUUAGGGCGAGAUGGGGAGUCUGUGGCUGUGGGGGAAAGAGCUGAACGGGGAGAGAGAGGAGGAAGGGGAAGACGAGCGGUGUUCAGACAUGUUUCUGAUGUGCGAGAUGACAAUGGGUAUUUGUGGGACGAAGAGGCGGCUGGGAAGCGGAACCUUGGGACGUAUUUCACUGGCCUAGAGGAGCUUGAAGCUCUAGGUAACACCGCCUCGCCCACGAACCAACAGCACGUUCCCACGCGCCAGCUUGAGCUUCAGACCGAGACAGUGAAAUGCCCCGUCUGCGGCGAGUUCGAAGGCGAUGAGACCGCCGUGCAGCAUCACGUUGAAUCGCAUUUCCAAGAUAGUGCCUGAGUUAGUUGAUUUAGAAAUAUGGUUUGGAAUUGACUCGUAGAGAAGAAUGAUGUGAUACCCAAAUACUGAUACUACUCCGUUCAAUCC
This is a messenger RNA of Lindgomyces ingoldianus, 1003 nucleotides long. RefSeq lists its product as uncharacterized. NCBI's taxonomy places the organism in Eukaryota, Fungi, Ascomycota, Dothideomycetes, Pleosporales, Lindgomycetaceae. The transcript has 3 exons. The coding region runs from base 194 to 916 and encodes 240 amino acids. The record is from RefSeq and is a predicted model, not a curated record.